AUGGCUGAAAUCAAAAGUGAAUAUGAUUAUAUCAUCUGCGGAGGCGGCACAGCUGGCUGCGUGAUUGCCGCUCGCCUGGCCGAAAACCCCCAGGUCAAGAUCCUUCUUCUUGAAGCUGGGCAGCACAAUAAAGAUCUUGAAAAUGUUCACAUGGCUGGCGGGUGGUCGAUGAACUUUGAUACGGACUCGGACUGGAAUAUCAUCACGCCACCUAUGCCUGGGGUGGAGAACCGACAGGUGAAAUUGAGUCGUGGCCGGUUCUUGGGAGGGUCUAGUGGCUGUAACGGGACUCUAUGCCUUCGCGGUUCCAAGCAGGACUACGAUGACUGGGGGAUGGAAGGUUGGAGUGGAGAAGAUCUUUUCAAGUACAUGCGAAAGGCAGAGACUUUCCACUCGAAACCUUGGUUUCAAGCGGAUGAGAAAAGCCAUGGCUCUUCAGGCCCUCUCCAUAUCGAGCCGCAUGAUCUUGCGCCGAUCUCGAACUUGAUAAUGGACUCAUUUGUCUCUCAGGGCUUGCCGCUGAAUCAUGAUAUGUUCAGCACGGGCGACGUUCCUCAUGGAUGUGGCCACGUGCCUCGAACUGUGUACAAGGGCCUGCGAACGACCGCCGCAGAUUUCGUGACAAACCAGAAUCAUCGUGAGAAUAUCACGAUCAAAACAGACACGACUGUUGACAAGAUCACGUUUACCGAGGAGCGCGGUCAGCUCCGUGCUUCUGGCGUUGUCACAAAGACAUCGGAUGGUGUUUCGAGUGUUUUCUUUGCUCGUAUGGAGAUUAUUAUCUCUGGUGGCACAUAUUGCAGUCCUACUAUCCUGCUUCGUUCUGGAAUUGGACCCAAGUCCGAGCUGGAGAAUCAUUCAAUUCCAUGCAUUGUUGAUUUACCUGGCGUUGGAAAAAACCUCAUGGAUCAUCUGAUUGUUUUCAUGUUCUAUGAAACCGAGAAAUCCGGUCUCACAAAUGACCUUCACGUCUACCACGACAGCAACUUCGAAAAGACAUAUCAGUUGUACAAGGAGAAGAAGACGGGCUUCUUGUCCUCAAUGCCAUUCGGUGUAUUUGCCUUUGCCAGGCUAGACGAGCGUCUCAAAGAUGACCCACUCUGGCAAAACGCACCGCGCUUGCAAGGCCGUGACCCGAUGGGCCUGACUCCGAAGCAGCCUAAUAUCGAGUUCUUCACUACAGAAUGCUACGGUGGCCCAAAGCAGUAUGAUCAAGUCCCAAAAAGCAACCAGCAUGCUUUCGCUAUGAUUGCAGAGCUUUUUGCACCAAGGUCGCGUGGCUCGGUGACUUUGAGAUCGAAGGAUCCUAUGGAGAACCCCAUUGUGGACUGUAACUACCUGGAUGAUCCUUUGGACCUGUUGGUAUUGAGCGAAGCAUGUCGGUUUGGAAAUGAGAUUGUGAUGAAUGGAUCUGGGACUAAGGAUAUUGUCAAGGGGUCUUGGCCCUCGGGCUUGAAUUAUCAUACUUAUAAAACACGGAAAGAGUGGAUUCCUUAUGUGAAAGAGCAUGCUACGACUUGUUACCAUGCUGCAGGUACUUGCGUUAUGGGAAAGAAUGGUGAUAAAAAUGCUGUACUUGACGAGAAGCUGCGAGUGAGAGGUGUUUCUGGGCUGCGAGUGGCAGAUUGUAGUGUCAUGCCCACAUUGAAUAGUGGCCACACGCAGAUGCCGGCGUAUGGAAUUGGUGAAAAAUGUGCGGAUCUUAUCAAGGAAACCUGGCAGGAGGAGAGGAUUUUGUAUUCCCGCCUUUGA
Penicillium taxi is the source of this 1752-nucleotide messenger RNA. RefSeq names its product GMC family oxidoreductase. The coding region runs from base 1 to 1752 and encodes 583 amino acids. The record is from RefSeq and is a predicted model, not a curated record. Gene Ontology annotation, molecular function: oxidoreductase activity, acting on CH-OH group of donors; flavin adenine dinucleotide binding. NCBI's taxonomy places the organism in Eukaryota, Fungi, Ascomycota, Eurotiomycetes, Eurotiales, Aspergillaceae. The transcript is spliced from 5 exons.